AUGUCCUACAAUCAAUCAAGGUCCGACAGAAGCGAGACUCAAUAUCGGAGAACUGGUCGAUCCGCCGGCUACCAGCAGCAACAACAACCACGAUCCUCCACCGCCGGUUACGGUAGGGGUGCCGGCGCAGGAACUGCGCCACCCCCUUCCACUUCCGUUGAUUCUUCCUUAUCCUCUAAUCGCAGUUUUAAGAAGCCUGGCAAUGCCCAAGGAGGAGGGCAGCCUCGGGUGAAUCUGCCGCCGGUGAAUCAUUCAGUUUCUAACAAUCACAAUGGUCCCAGUCCCAAUGUACAGUCUCGCUCUCAAGUUACAGGAGCGUCUGGUGUACCGGUUAUCGGCGGAACCGCCAAUCCAUCCACCGGAGCUGUUCCAAAGGCUCAGUCUCCCGCCAUGAAUUCUAAGAUCAACGAGACGCCGAACACAGCUAAAGCUCCUGGAGAUCCUUCUAAAGCAGCAUUUGCUUUCCAAUUUGGGUCAAUUGCUCCUGACUUAAUGAAGAUUCCUGCUCGAACUAGCUCAGCACCUCCCAAUAUGGAUGAGCAGAAACGUGCCCAGAUGCAACAAUCUUCUUUAAGAACAGCAGCGCAGAAUUUGCCAGCUUCUGUACCGAAAAAGGAUCUACCAAAUAAGGUUGCAGAUACUCAGCCGAUGAGGAAAGAGGUGCACAAUCCACCGAGUGAAAAAGCUGAUGUCCAAGUUCAACAUAUAUCCCCUCCAAGCCAAACGCAGAAGGCUCCAAUUACAAACAUCCGUAUGCCUUCGGUGCAGACACCUUACCAGCAUGCUCAGGUUCCUCACCCUGUGCAUUUUGGUGGCCCGAAUAUGCACAUGCAGCCUCCCAACGUGACUGCAACCUCGUUUCAGAUGCCAAUGCCUAUGCCAUUAAAUAUGCAAAAUACGCCUCAGAUUCAGCAACAGUUGUUUUUUCAAGGUCUCCCAUCACAUCCGGCGCAUCAUCCGGGUUUGAUGCAUCAGGCACAGGGACAUGGUUUUGCUACUCCGAUGGGUGCUCAGAUUCAUCCUCAGCUAAGUCACGUGGGUGUGGGUAUGAGUCCGCAGUAUCAACAACAGCAAGGAGGAAAAUAUGGUGGGGCACGUAAGACAACACCUGUCAAGAUUACUCAUCCUGAUACACAUGAGGAGCUGAGGCUUGAUCGACGUGGUGACAAACAUCCAGAUGGCGAGCCAGUGGCUUCAAAACCACAUCCUAGCACACCUCCCAGAUCACAGCCAGUUUCAUCAUUCGGGCCACGACCGGUUAAUUUGGUGCAAACCUCAUUUAACUCCAAUCCUAUAAUAUAUCCUCCGGUUUCUGUACCCUUAAACAAUGGUCCAAUGUCAGCUAAUCAGGCACCCAGAUAUCAGUUCCCAGUUAUUGAUGGGUCCCAGAGAGUACAAUUUACCAACCAAUCUGGCCACGCCGCUCCACAGCUUAUCAGACCCGCAGCUCCUGCACAUGCUUCACUUGAUUCUUCUUCCUCUGUGAAAGCACGUGAUGCCCAAAAUGUGAUGUCUUCUGUUCCACCUGCAACUGCCAAGAUAACAACAAAGCCAGCUGCUGCUUCUGAAAAGCUUGGAUCACCUAAAGCCAGGUCACAUGAAGAAGUUAACGUUGCUCUGUCACAAAAGGACGUGGAGGCAGGUUCAUUGAGCUCUUCACAGCAGCCUAAACCUAGCUUUGUCUCUGCGGUCUCAAAUUCGUCUGCUCAGCCAGCGAAGUCAUCUGUGGAGACAGCUUCAGCUGCAACAACUGAUAUCAGAGAGGAUCAUGGACAGACUAAGCCAGAGCCUCUGGUUUCCGAUCCUCGUCCUCCUUCGAGCGGUUUAACUCCAGUGACAGAAACCGUUGCUGCUAAGGGAAAUUCAUCACUUCCAGCUACCAAUGGGUUUAGGAAGCAAGAAAUGGAGGCGUCUCCUACGUCUGAUGCAAAAACUACGGAAGGGCAAAGCCAUGUCUCAUCAGAGAUCUCUGGUUCUUCACCGCAAGAGAAAGACCUAAAAUCUGAUGAGCGGACUGUUUCUGCCGAGCAAGUUGAAAGGCCUGUAAUUUCUGAUGAGAAACACGAAACAGUAUCAGGUGAGCCUGAGAAGACGCAGAAUGAGGUUGAUGGUGCUACAGACAUCGGUCCAGACUCUGUAAAAUCAGCUGAAGUUACAGAUGAUACGAGCACCGGACUUCCACAUUCUACUGAAAAUUCUGGCGAUAGUUUGACAGCUGCCCCAGCUACUCUUUCCAAGGAUAAAUCUGCAUUUGAGACGAACACAAGAAGAAAUACUUCUUCCAAAGGAAAGAAGAAGAUCAAAGAAAUUCUUCAAAAAGCAGAUGCUGCGGGAACAACAUCUGAUCUGUAUAUGGCUUACAAAGGGCCUGAAGAAAAGAAAGAGAUAGCAAUGCCCUCAGACGGCUCAAAUAUUGUUCAUGAUGUUUCAAACCAGAAGUUGGAACCUGGCCUACCUCAGGCUGUCGCUGAAGCCACCGUUGAUGCUGAACCAGUGAAAAAUGAACCGGAAGACUGGGAAGACGCAGCCGAUGUUUCUACACCAAAGCUGGAAACUGAAAAGAGAGGUUCCUCGGAUGAGGUCACAGACAGCUGCAGCAAUACGGAAAAGAAAUACUCCCGCGAUUUCCUCCUUAAGUUUGCAGACCUGUUUACUGCUCUCCCUGAGGGCUUUGACGUUUCGCCUGAUAUUGCUAAUGUCUUGAUGGGUGCGUCUCCUCAUGAACAUGAUUCAUAUAAUACCCCUGGAAAGGUUAUGGAUCGCCAAGCAAGUGGUGCUCGAUCAGAUCGUCGUCCCAGCAAUAUGGUUGUUGAUGAUAGAUGGACGAAGAAUCAGGGUUCUCUUCCUGCAGGACAUGCAGGUAACGUAGGUUUCCGACAAGGUCAAGGAGGAAAUUCAGGAGUUUUAAGAAACCCUCGUAUGCAGGGACCGAUUAUGUCUAGACCGAUGCAACCUGCGGGUCCUGUGGCAGGAAUGUGGCAGCGUGGUUCAAAUUUCCAACAAAAAGGUCUUUUUCCUUCUCCGCAUGCUCCUAUGGCGGUGAUGCACAAAGCCGAGAGAAAAUACCAAGUGGGUACAGUUGCAGAUGAAGAACAAGCAAAGCAAAGGCAGUUAAAGGGCAUCUUGAACAAGUUGACCCCGCAAAACUUUGAGAAACUGUUUGAGCAAGUGAAAAGUGUCAACAUUGACAACGCUGUUACACUUACUGGUGUCAUCUCACAGAUAUUUGACAAAGCCUUGAUGGAACCUACCUUCUGUGAGAUGUAUGCCGAUUUCUGUAUGCAUCUGUCUGGGGCGUUACCUGAAUUAAAUGAGAAUGGUGAAAAGGUUACCUUCAAAAGGUUGCUUCUCAAUAAAUGUCAGGAAGAAUUUGAGAGAGGGGAGAAAGAAGAGGAGGAAGCCAGUCGAGUUGCUGAAGAAGGACAAGUAGAACAAACCGAGGAAGAAAGAGAAGAAAAGAGACUCAAGGUUCGAAGGAGAAUGCUUGGUAAUAUUAGACUUAUUGGUGAGUUAUACAAGAAAAGGAUGUUGACUGAGAAAAUCAUGCACGCGUGCAUCCAGAAGUUGCUCGGGUUUGAUCAGGAUCCACAUGAAGAGAACAUCGAAGCUCUGUGUAAACUAAUGAGUACGAUAGGAGUUAUGAUCGAUCAUCAGAAAGCUAAGGCCCCUAUGGAUUCCUAUUUUGAGAAAAUGAGACAGCUAUCAUUGAAACAAGAGUUGUCUUCUAGGGUGAGGUUCAUGUUGAUUAACGCCAUCGAUCUGAGAAAGAACAAAUGGCAAGAAAGAAUGAAGGUUGAAGGGCCAAAGAAAAUUGAGGAAGUACACAGAGAUGCUGCACAAGAACGCCAAACUCAAGCUAACAGGCUGUCACGCGGACCCUCGAUGAAUUCGUCAGCAAGAAGAGGGCAUAUGGAGUUUAGUCCUAGGGGAGGAGGAGGAAUGCUAUCACCUCCAAGUGCCCAAAUGGGUGGUUAUCAUGGACCACCUCAAGGUCGUGGCUAUGGUAAUCAGGACAUUAGGUUUGAUGAAAGGCCAACCUAUGAGCCUAGGAUGGUUCCAAUGCCUCAGAGGUCAGUAGGUGAGGAGCCUAUAACCUUGGGUCCCCAAGGUGGUCUUGGUCAGGGAAUGUCUAGAAGGCCUGCAGUAUUAAAUACUAUGCAGUCUGAUGCUACUCAUGCCGGUGGUGGAGAUUCCAGGCGACCGUCUGGUAGUUUAAAUGGUUUUGGCGCACAGAGACCUGCAAGUCCUGCUACUCACGGACGGUCAAGUCCUCAAGAGCGUGGAGCAACUUAUGUUCACAGGGAAUUUUCUCGUGCUUCUGAUCCGUCACCAGAAGUUUCAUCUGCUAGGCAAGUACCUCAAGGGCCAACGUCAUCAGUGAACAGCCCUCGAGAAAAUGUUUUGUCCGAGGAACGGUUAGAGGAUAUGUCCUUGUCUGCCAUUAAGGAAUAUUACAGUGCCCGAGAUGAGAAGGAGAUAGGUUUGUGCAUGAAAGACAUAAAUUCGCCAGCUUUUCACCCAACAAUGAUUUCUCUGUGGGUUACUGAUUCUUUCGAGAGAAAAGACAAAGAGAGAGAUCUCUUAGCAACGCUCCUUGUUAACCUCGUGAAAUCUGCUGACAACGCCUUAACCGAAGUCCAACUAGUGAAAGGGUUUGAAUCAGUUUUGACAACCCUGGAGGAUGCGGUAAAUGAUGCACCAAAAGCAGCAGAGUUUCUUGGGAGAAUCUUUGGUAAAAGUGUGACAGAGAAAGUAGUGACAUUGACAGAGAUUGGUCGGCUAAUCCGUGAAGGAGGAGAAGAAGCAGGAAGUCUAAUAAAGUUUGGACUGGGAGGUGAUGUUCUUGGGAGUGUUUUGGAGAUGAUCAAGACCGAAGCAGGAGAAGAAGCUUUGGUGGAGAUUCGCCGGAGCUCAGGUCUGAAGAUUGAAGAUUUCAAACCUCCUGCACCUAACCGGUCUAAGAUAUUAGAGAAAUUUACUUAG
Molecule: messenger RNA, 4983 nt
Organism: Microthlaspi erraticum
Lineage: Eukaryota; Viridiplantae; Streptophyta; Magnoliopsida; Brassicales; Brassicaceae
Source: the annotation of a GenBank genome assembly